UGGGCUUCAAAAAAACAUUUUGAUCCAUUUCUCUAACUAAAACCCUAGUUUUGCAUAAUAUAUAUAACAGCUGCCUACUGAUGCCCGACUUGUUACCUCCAUUUGCAUCCACAACAGCUGCGGAUCCAUUGCUUCCCUGUUUCCUGUAAGCAAAAAAGAGAGAAAAUGAAGGUUGUUGCUGCUUAUUUGUUGGCUGUACUUGGAGGCAAUGCCUCUCCUUCAGCUGAUGAUCUUAAGAACAUUCUUGCCAGCGUUGGAGCUGACGCUGAAGAGGAAAGGCUCCAGCUUCUUUUAUCUGAAGUGAAGGGAAAAGAUAUAACCGAGCUUAUUGCAUCUGGGAGGGAAAAGCUUGCCUCUGUUCCCAGCGGUGGUGGUGUUGCUGUGGCGGCAUCUGCACCCGGAGCCGCCGCCGCCGCCGCUCCUGCUGCAGCUGAGACUAAGAAGGAAGAGAAAGUUGAGGAGAAAGAGGAAUCCGAUGAUGAUAUGGGAUUCAGUCUCUUCGACUAAAACCACCACGCACCGCCAGCAACCUAUCAAUGAAAUACGGAUGGUUUUUGGUUUCUACGGAGGAUUUCUUUUGAAUUUAAGGCUGCCCUAGGUUUUUAAAGGUAGUUAUCCAGUGCCAUGUAGUUCUUUCUUUUUGGAUUCAUAUAUUUGUUUUGCUGAACCCUUUUGUUGCAAUGGAAUUUUCUUCCGACUUAAUUUUAA
Molecule: messenger RNA, 708 nt
Organism: Gossypium raimondii (Peruvian cotton)
Lineage: Eukaryota; Viridiplantae; Streptophyta; Magnoliopsida; Malvales; Malvaceae
Product: 60S acidic ribosomal protein P2A
Exons: 4
Coding region: 166-507 (113 amino acids)
Biological process (GO): cytoplasmic translational elongation
Cellular component (GO): ribosome; cytosolic large ribosomal subunit
Molecular function (GO): structural constituent of ribosome
Source: RefSeq, a predicted model, not a curated record